Molecule: messenger RNA, 258 nt
Organism: Symbiodinium necroappetens
Lineage: Eukaryota; Dinophyceae; Suessiales; Symbiodiniaceae
Source: the annotation of a GenBank genome assembly
AUGACAUGCCUGGAGGAGGAGCAGGGGCAGUCCGAUGACUUGAACUCCAAGGACGGUAAAAGCCCCGAAGAGGGCCAGAACGACGAGAAGGCUCCGACCGUGGAGAACAACAUCAAAGCCGCACAGGCGGAUGAGAUCAAGAGUUUCAAGUGCAAAGAGAAGGAGCAAAGGGACGACGAAGCCAGCACCGUGGAGAGCGAGCGGGUCUAUGAGGAGGUCACCGAAAGCUCCCUCUGGCUCGAUGUCAAGCCCGGACUC